AUGACACGUCUCUCCCUUCGGCUUAUUGCUGGCCUCGCUGGACAGGCUUGGUUGGUUAACUCUGAUACACCCAAUCAUAAUGCGUUAGCCUCUUGCCUUUCGGAUGCUAGUGUACCCAAUGCAAUAAAGGGCACACCAGAAUGGACACAACAUACUACCCCUUUCAAUACGCGUCUUCAGUAUGAGCCUAUUGCUGUCGCCGUCCCUACCGAGAUCGCUCAAAUCGCCGCGGCGGUAACGUGCGCUAAGAAAUAUAGCAUCCCCGUCACGGCUAAAAGUGGCGGCCAUAGUUUCACCUCACUUGGCCUUGGAGGGGAAGACGGGCAUCUUGUUAUUCAACUGGAUCGGAUGUAUAAUGUCGAGCUUACUCAGAAUGGUACGGCGCGAAUCCAGUCCGGUGCAAGAUUAGGCCACGUUGCCGUCGAGUUGUACAAUCAAGGCAAGAGAGCACUUUCACAUGGAUAUUGCCCGGCUGUUGGCGUCGGCGGUCAUGCUGCCCAUGGAGGGUAUGGAAUGGUCUCGAGAAAGUAUGGCCUUACUCUUGAUUGGAUGAAAGACGCUACCGUUGUUCUGCACAAUGGUACAAUUGUGCAUUGUUCCGAGAGCGAGCAUUCAGAUCUUUUCUGGGCUAUUCGAGGUGCGGGCUCCUCCUUCGGCAUUGUAGCAGAGUAUGGGUUCGAAACUUUCCCUGCUCCUGAGAAAGUAACGAAUUUUGGAAUCGUCUUGGAUUGGAACCAAGAAGCCGCCUCUUCUGGUCUCCUCACAUUCCAAGACUUUGCAGAAACUAUGCCCAGCGAGCUGUCAUGCCAAAUUGACGUCAGAUCGACUGGCUACACACUCAACGGUUCAUAUGUUGGCAAUGAGGCUAGUCUUCGUGAAGCACUGGAGCCUAUACUGGAGAAGAUGGGUGGACGUCUUGAAGUACAUGAAGGAAAUUGGCUUGAAUAUGUGCAGUUUUGGGCGUUUGGUCAGCCUAAUAUCGAUAUAACACCGCCCGCAGAUAACGUGCAUUUGUCACUCUACACGACAGGCGCCCUUACCCCCUCUCUCUCGGCCGAUCAAUUCAGAUCAUUUGCCAACUACGUAGCCACAGACGCUACAAAAAGACGCAAUUCAUGGUCGAUUCAAAUGUUCAUACAUGGUGGCCAGUUUUCUGCUAUUAGUAGACCAAAGAUUACCGACACAGCCUAUGCGCAUCGAGACAAGUUCCUUAUUUUCCAGUUCACUGAUUUUGUUUGGCCUGGCCAAGAGUAUCCCGAGGACGGGCUUGCCCUUGGUCGAGAGUUUAAGGAUAUUAUAACUAAGUCCUUUACAAAUGGUCAAUGGGGCAUGUAUGCUAACGUUCCAGACUCUCAGUUGAGCCCGGGCGAAGCUCAGAAAUUGUACUGGGGCGAGAACCUUGGGAGGUUGGAAACUGUCAAGGCGAAAUAUGACCCCGACAAUUUGUUUAGGAAUCCCCAAUCAGUCAAGGCUCCGGCCCGGUGUCCAACAAGACCACUGCCCUUACAAGGUCAAAGUCCUUUCAUUCAAAUAUCCUCUGAAAUGGACGUACCAGCGAGUCCUUUUAAAUUGCCUUAG
Molecule: messenger RNA, 1578 nt
Organism: Metarhizium acridum CQMa 102
Lineage: Eukaryota; Fungi; Ascomycota; Sordariomycetes; Hypocreales; Clavicipitaceae
Molecular function (GO): FAD binding; oxidoreductase activity
Source: RefSeq, a predicted model, not a curated record